Manduca sexta (tobacco hornworm) is the source of this 1141-nucleotide messenger RNA. It is a transcript of the gene Tcs3, whose product is annotated as probable tRNA N6-adenosine threonylcarbamoyltransferase. The transcript is spliced from 6 exons. The record is from RefSeq and is a predicted model, not a curated record. NCBI's taxonomy places the organism in Eukaryota, Metazoa, Arthropoda, Insecta, Lepidoptera, Sphingidae. The coding region runs from base 118 to 1122 and encodes 334 amino acids. Gene Ontology annotation, cellular component: cytoplasm; EKC/KEOPS complex. Gene Ontology annotation, biological process: tRNA threonylcarbamoyladenosine modification.
UACAUUGACAUUUGACACACUCACUCACAUUUGACAGUUUUGUACUUUGUAAACACGCGAGAAAUUUUGUUUUUGUAAAAGCAAUAAAGUUUUUAACUUUACUAUUUAUAAGCCGGAAUGGUUGUGGCAAUUGGAUUCGAAGGAAGUGCCAAUAAACUAGGCAUCGGUAUCGUACGCGAUGGUGAAAUUCUCGCGAAUUGCAGAAGGACAUACAUCACACCACCGGGUGAAGGGUUCCUUCCAAGAGAAACAGCAGAGCAUCAUCAGCAAAACAUCCAUGCAGUGCUUGAAGAAGCGCUGCAGCAGUCUGGACUGAAGCCUGAAGAAAUAGAUGUAGUAUGCUACACCAAGGGUCCUGGGAUGGGAGCACCUCUAAUGGUCUGCGCGAUCGUCGCUAGAACUUGCGCAAAAUUAUGGAAGAAGCCAAUUUUAGGUGUAAACCACUGCAUCGGACAUAUUGAAAUGGGUAGACUAAUAACCAAGGCAAACAACCCUACAGUGCUGUAUGUGAGUGGAGGUAACACACAGAUUAUUGCUUAUUCCAGGAAGAGGUACAGGAUAUUUGGGGAGACCAUAGAUAUUGCUGUCGGUAACUGUCUCGAUAGAUUUGCGCGUGUAUUGAAAUUAUCAAAUGCCCCAAGCCCUGGUUACAACAUUGAACAAGCUGCUAAAAAAGGAAAAAAAUAUCUACAUUUACCAUAUUCUGUCAAGGGAAUGGAUGUAAGCUUCUCAGGAAUUCUUUCAUACAUGGAGGACAAGAUUGAUGAGUUACUAAAAGAUUAUACUCCAGAUGAUCUUUGUUAUUCACUUCAAGAGACAGUAUUUGCUAUGCUAGUGGAGAUCACAGAAAGAGCGAUGGCACACUGUGGGUCUGAUGAAGUAUUAAUAGUAGGCGGCGUGGGAUGCAAUGAACGUCUGCAAGAGAUGAUGGGCGUGAUGUGCGCUGAACGUGGUGCUAAAGUGUUUGCAACGGACGAGCGUUUCUGCAUCGACAACGGAGUGAUGAUAGCACACGCCGGCGCGGUCGCGUUUGAGUCAGGGGUCAGGAUGGACUUCUCGGAUGCAACUAUAACGCAGCGGUAUAGGACGGAUGAUGUCUUGGUUACGUGGAGAGACGAUUAAAUGAUUUUUUCUAGUAAAA